UUUUUUUUUUUUUUUUUUAGGAACACGCUUUCUGUUUGGUCAUAGUACAAAAUGAUUGACUUAGAUGUGGGUGUGUCUCACACGUACUAGGUAUUUUUAGGUUUUUAAUUCAGUACACAUUAGUUCUGAGGAUGUCUAUUGAUUUAUAGACGAAAGCGCUUGACAUUGUGCUGUAUGUGUUUUUUGGGAUUUCAAUAUUAAAGUUGGUUUGCAGUCUACGGGCAGACUUCUGGUUUUAUUUGUUUAUUACUACACACAAGCUUAAAAGUAUGCAUGCUGUGAAUGAUUGUGUUAUAUUUGUGUGAAGCAAAUUAGAUACUUUGCUUACUCAGUAUUGAACCGUGCCAGUCAUACUGGAAAUCGAGUUUGAGCACACAUUAUCAGUAAUGGCUAAUUUCUUUUAUUAAGGAUUAUAAGACCUUCAGCUUGAAUGUCCUAGGGUAAAGGCCAGGUGCUAGAACACGAGACACAUGUAGUCCAACAAGGGCACAUCAAAAUUCAGCUCCAUGUGUCUGUGGAGCACACCUGCACUUUCAGGAAGAAAGUGAGUGACUAGAGCCACAAAACCUGUUUGGUUGCUCCCAGUCUUUCUUCCUGCCCAUCCAGAUGGGACAGAUCAAUGCUUGAUUGCGGUUAAACUUUGAAUGCCCCGAAAGACCAUAUUUAGCUCGGUAAGCAAACUAGAAAAAUUGAGUAGCUCUUAGUACUCAGAAAUUAGUACUUGCUUUAAGUAAGUGGUUCAUCUUGUGUGUUACACUUUGAUUUAGUAGCAACCAAUGUUUGAUGACACUGUAGUCUUUGUUUUCAGAGGAGCCUGAACGAUUGCUGAAUUGAACAAAAGAACUGCAUGGGAGCACGAUGGAGGAAAAUUAUGAAGAUUCAAGCUCAAGUGAUAAGAAACAAGAAGAAUGCUCAUUGUCACAGUCCACCAGUGAUGGAGAAGUCAGUGUAUGUGUAGUUAAAGAUGAAGAGAAUGAAGAUCAGAAAAACUGCCUGUAUGUGAACAACAUUUGUGCACCUGCUGAACAAGAUAAAGAUCUCCAGUCACCAUUUUCAACUCUUCUUCAAAGCCACAUAGAACAAACUCAGCUUAAUUACAUGCAAAAUAUUCUGGUAAACAAUAAGUAUCACUUACAGGAUAAAGCCUUUACAUGUACUUAUUGUGGGAAGACAUUUAGGCGAUUACAGAAUCUCACAGAUCAUGAAAAAAUUCAUACAAUGGAAAAAGAUUGUGAUCCUUCAGAAAAUGCAGUCAUGCCUCGUGUUAUAUGCACUGGAUGUGGGAAAGCUUUUAAAACUGCACGAUACCUUGCAAGACACCAACGACUUCAUACAGGUGAAAAACUUUUCAAAUGCACUGAAUGUGGGAAAUGUUUCACCCUCAGGUCAAGUCUUACUAAACACGUGCGGAUACACACUGGUGAAAAGCCAUUUCAGUGUACAGACUGCGAAAGGAGUUUUGCACUUAGGUCAACACUGAAGAAACACCAACGUAUUCACACAGGGGAGAAGCCUUUCGUUUGCACAGAUUGUGGAAAGAGUUUUAGACAGAUGAGCAAUCUCAGAACACACAGUCGAACACACACAGGUGAAGCACCGUACCAGUGUACUGAAUGUGGGAAGUGUUUCACAGAUAAAUUUCAUCUUACUAAACACAGGUGGACUCACACGGGAGAGAAACCAUACAACUGUACAGACUGUGGGAAGAGUUUUAGACAACUGAGCCAUCUCACAUCACACCGGCGGAUUCAUGUUGCUGAACGGCCAUAUGAAUGCCCUCAGUGUGGGAAGUGUUUCACAGACAAAUCCACUCUUACCAGGCACCAACGUGUUCACACACAAGAUAAACCCUUUAUGUGUACAGAUUGUGGGAAAACUUUCAGAAGACUGGACAACUUGACAGUUCAUCAGCGUGUUCACAGACGAGAAGGUGAAUUAGACCAAUUGUGGGAUGCAUCACAGUCUAUAGUCAAAGCAGAGGCAUACGAGAAUGAGAUGUUUGAUGUGACCUUCUGAGUGACAGCAGAGUUCAAGAUGUAAGGGUAGCUAUUCAUAACUUUGUGGUGAACCAAAAACUUCAUGUUUGAAGGAAUGAAAAAAGGGUAAAGGUGUCCUCUCAGACUUCCUGUAACUGAGAGCGCCAUGAAUUAGUCCUUGCUUCAGAAAGUAUUAUGUAAAGGUGUCUCAUACUGAUCUCAGUAGUAGUUGAGACAGCAAAAACUUGCAUGGUAGAGUGAGGAAGCCGGGAAGGGCAUUGUUUAGAAAACAUAAUUCUAGAUUUCUCCGUGAAAAGGAGGGUUAAAAGUGAACCUUAGAAGAAUGGCCAUUUUAAGUAAUUUUCUAUUAGUCAUACAUGAAUAAAACAAUAGAAGAUCUGCUUAAGGGAAGAUUUUUUUCUAGUCCGCCCAAAUGAGACAACAGUGUAGAAGGGCUGUUAAAACACUUUCUUGUUGUCUUUUUUAAUAAUCGAGUAAGCAAAGAAUGGCAUUUUACGGAAAGAAGAAAGUAUUUUAAAUUACUGAGUAAGCACUCAGAGAGGGGAAGCUUAGUGUUAAAAAAAAAAAAAACUUAGUACCAUCCAUGAGUGAGACAGCAGAAAUGAAUUAUCUUUUUGACCCUAUGGCAGGAGGACAGACUUGGUUAGCAAUCCUCAAGAGCAGUUUCUAAGAUGCAGGCGUUGGUGAUUCAUAUAGGUGACACUUCCAAUUGCAUAGAUAUACAGACUGUAAGCCGUAUUGCUAUUCCUUUUAGUACACCCUUCAGUAGUGGUGAGUGUGGGUUAGACAUCUUUAUUGUCAUGUUUGCUCUUUAAAUAAAGUCCAGUGAUCUAUUCCACACAUAUUUAUUGUGGGACAUCCUGAUGGGAUACAUGGAAGGGACAGCCAUUUGAGCCUUAGCGCAGAAUUUUGUUCAUGGUACCCCAGGAUUGUCUUCUGUUGUGCCAUACUUGCAUCCUAGAAGUCACAGCGAUCUUGUAAUUGAAUAAUAUAAGGCGACCAGCAAUCCCAUCUCCGAGGUAUGAAUGGCAUAAAGUUUCUGCAGAUUAAAAGUGUAGCUUGGGAUCAUAUAUUAGCACAGAACACAAGGUGAUCUUUUUGUACAUGUUGUGUGGAUGAAUAUCUUGCACUUGCUGUUUAAUACAGUACUGUAAAUUAUAUUUAAGCAAAGUUUGACCUCAUCCCCCUUGUUAUGGAUGACUAAGGCACUAAGCACUUGACCUGAUGCCAUGUCAUUGCAUGACAUGGCAUCUUGUAGACAACUCUUCUUUCCUCAGUUAGGAAAGGCAUACUGUUGUGGUUAUUUGACUGCUGCUUGUUCUGCCAAUACUUACCUGUGCAAAGGAGAAGGGUGACUGCACUGUAAAAUGUUAAUAAUAUUUAUAUAAAUGCACAUUCCACUGCUACUGUGGCUGAAGUUAAUGGGGAUUAAAAAUAAAUGUAUGGUAGUGUUUACUUAAUUGCUCUUCUUAUAGGUUUACUUAAUUAUUAUUCAAAAUAGUUUGUAUUUGUGUGCCUGUGCAUUCCUUGUAUUUUUAUGUCAUAGUAUAAUUUAAACCUUUGACCAUAAGCCUUGAUGAUAUAUGCCUUUUAGAAACUUUACCUACAUUGUGGAUGUUAGAGUUCACAAAAGGAAGCAAGCUGGAUGUACUUGCAGAAAAUAAAUACAACGAGAGAGGUA
Molecule: messenger RNA, 3678 nt
Organism: Protopterus annectens (West African lungfish)
Lineage: Eukaryota; Metazoa; Chordata; Ceratodontiformes; Protopteridae
Product: zinc finger protein 239-like
Exons: 3
Coding region: 859-2016 (385 amino acids)
Biological process (GO): regulation of transcription by RNA polymerase II
Molecular function (GO): DNA-binding transcription factor activity, RNA polymerase II-specific; RNA polymerase II cis-regulatory region sequence-specific DNA binding
Source: RefSeq, a predicted model, not a curated record